Molecule: messenger RNA, 9915 nt
Organism: Panthera uncia (snow leopard)
Lineage: Eukaryota; Metazoa; Chordata; Mammalia; Carnivora; Felidae
Gene: RABGAP1L
Product: RAB GTPase activating protein 1 like
Exons: 9
Coding region: 3692-4618 (308 amino acids)
Source: RefSeq, a predicted model, not a curated record
CGACCAAGCCACCCAGGCGCCCCUGUUUUAGUUUUUAAAUUCCAUUUAACAUACAGUGUUAUAUUAGUUUCUGGUGUACAACAUGGUGAUUCGACCCUCCCAUACGUCACCUGGUGCUCAUCACCACAAGCGCGCUCCUGGAUCCCCAUCACGUAUUUCACCCAUCCCCCACCCACCUCCCCCCUGGGAGCCAUCCGUUUGUUCUCUAUAGUUCAGAGUCUUUUUCUUGGUUUGCCUCUCUCUCUCCUCCCUCCCCCACCCUUCUUUGCUUCAUUGCAGAUUAAUCAAGUUUUAAUUGUAGGAUUUAAGCCAAGUCCACCGCUGCAAGCUGUGUAUAUGAUCUACUGCAGGGACCCGAGGGCCCCUUGGAAAGGGACUUAUCCAGGCUGGACUCAACCAACCUGCAGGAAGAACCUGAGACAAAUAAACAUCUGAAUGAAAACUAGUUCACAUUUUAUUGCUGUUCCCUGAAACUACACUCUGGUCUUCAUUAAAAAAAAAAAAAAAAAAAAAAAGAGAAUCGAACACAUUAGCCUUGUGGGAUGAUUUGAUUUGGUUGUUAGUAAAACUUUUCAAAAAUUUAUGACUUUUUUUAAUUUUAAAAGUUAUUUGCUUUAAAAAUAAGGUAAAAUUUCUGUAGUUACAAUUGAGUUGUGUAUUCUCAAAACGAGGCAAGAUGAAGCAUUCCUCAAAUUUUUAGAUGUGUCUGUAACCAUCCUCAACACUGGAAGCCCUUAUUUUUGGUUAGGUAAGGCUUAAGUGAAUGUGUUGUGUUAAAAAACAGAAUUCAACUGAGUAAAUGUUAAAGAUCUUAUUGGCUUUUUCCAGUGAUUUAUGAUCCGAACAGCAUCCAAUCUAGCAGAUAGAAAGGAGCUCUGAGGAGUUUGUACCAAAGAAAAGACUUUCAUAGGCAGAAGGGAGCAGGAACAAAGAAGUUCCACUAGGCAAAAAAGCAGAUUGAUUAUUUCAAAGGGGUCUAUCAGGCGGAUUACCCAACUAGUGCUGAUCUGGUGAUUUCUGAGUGACUAGAGAUUCCAUUUCUGAGAGAGCCAAAACGGUAAUGAAGUCUCUGUUGGGUGACAUGAGGCUUCGCAUAAGUGGCUCCAUUUGGGGCCUGUUGUCUUGUUUUUAACAGUUGGCUGUGGAUUUUAGAGUUACAAGUGAGGUAAAAAGCUGAUUGUUGUGAACUCUACCUCACCCCCAUAUUCUUUGUAGUGAGAUCUGAAUGAGGAAGUAAGAUACCCAGGAUAGCCGUUAGGCAAGUAUUUAUGCCCCACUGUUGUUUUUUUUUUUUUUUUUUUUUUUUUCUUUCUUUAACUCUGGGGAUUUUCUCUUUCUUAAGAAUCUGUGUUUUCUGGGGUUUUGAAUUUGCCUAGCAAUUGCUAUGAAAGAUAGAAAAGAUAAUGAGCUGAACGGCUGGAAUUUGACACAAGAAUAAUGGUUUUCUUUGUUUACCUUUGCAUGAUUUGUAAAGAGUGCUAAGCUUUUGCUUUUUUAAUCUUUUACGUUUUGUUCUUUUUCCCUUUGUAAAAACUCCAUAUGUGUUACUGGACUCUUCUGAAAUACAAAAUAUUCUGGAAAGCUUUCUACUACUCACACUCCUAUGGCUUCUCAUUCUCAUUUUAUCUCUUGUUCCCCCACUUAGAGGACUUGGGUUUUGUAAUGUGCACUCUGAAGUGUGAAACCUACUUGGAAAUUUGGUUUUCCGUGAUUAAGAAGGUGCUUGUAGAGUUUUGUCUUUCGUAUAGUUGUUUGUGUCAAUGGCAUGAACAUUUUGUGAACAUCUCUUAAAAUGGAGUCCUGCACACUUCAGGAAUGGUUAUGUCAAGAUUCAGGAACAUCUGUGAAGAUGUUCAGGAGUGAUUACACAGGCACCACUGGGGAGGGAGGAGACUCUACGGGGCUCCACCUGUGCACGUGGGAGGCACAGAAGACCCUUCUGCCCUCUAGACCAUAUUUCUGCUAUGGGCUUUUCUCCUCCUCUCCAUCCUACCCUGAUUUUAGGGCCGUUGUGAUGAGAAUGUUCUACAAGUAGAACCCGACUCAUGGGAAAGGGUCUUUAUAGCCACUCUUGUGAGAUGAGAUAAUUUUUUAAUGAUGUGCUAUCGGUUCUUAGUGUAUUUGCCUUGGGCUUGAACGUGACUGCCAUUGUAAAGAUACUUUGCUUUGCCGCAUUGGGGGAGAACACAAAUUAAAAAAAAAAAAAGUUCGCAUCUUAUUCAGGCUUUUCUUGAUUUUUGUUUUGGCUGUACCUAAAUUUGACACAUGAGAACAGAUGUUCUCUGAAGGCCAGGAGUGGUUUAUUAAACUCCUAGUCAUUCAGUGUUAUCCAGGUAUGUGUUUGCUGAAAAGUAAUAAUCCUAGAAGAAUGGCUGUAGAACAAAAUCAGCUACCAGAGUAAAAUCUUUCUAUCUAAAAUCUAAAAUGGCACUUAAAAAUCACUAAAGAUAUUUUAUUCAUUAACAUUUUCUUAUUUUAAUGAGAUCUGGAGAGGCUUUUGAAAAUUACUUUGUAGCCAGUUUGGUCUGUAAACUGAAAGACUGUAAGGAAUAACUAAUAAAAAGUAAAACAGCUGUCAUCGAAUACUCUUCAUAGGCAAAAGGCUUGAUGUAGAAAAUCCAAAGUAGGGUACAAAGUAGACUGCAUUUGUUGGGACAUAUAAUAGCAACCCCAGGGGGACUUCCUUAACAUCUGGGCUUAAUGUUACCUUUUGUUUUUUAUUCUGAUAGAGAUGAAAAAGGUAUUUCCACCUUCAAAUCCCCGAAUAAGCCUAUUUAGUGGAGGGAAAUUGGAUACUUAGCUUUGGACUGUUUCUGAGCGCACAAACCUCUGAUCUAGUCCAUCCCUCUCAAUUUACAUGACCAUGAGGAAAUGGAAACCUAGGGAGGUUGAAGGACUUACCCUGGGACAGGCAGCUAGCUAGUUCCUGCUUGAACUGGCGACUAUCUAUUGGUUACCGCUAACGCCGCGUUUUCUGCCGCCGGCUGGGUAUGCAACCCCGUCCUGGUAAAUUGUAGCAGCGAAUGGUGCUACACCCCUUGAUCUCAGAAAUAAUCAGAGGGGGAAAAGACUCUCUUUUUUUCAUACUUCAGGAGAUAAUUUUUAACUGCACCAAGAAUUCUAUGAAUUCUGAAAAACUAAAGGUUGCCGUCUGUUUAUUUUCUGUGAAUGUGAAAAAAUAAGCCAUAAGAAAAUCCACUUCUCCUCCAAGAAGAAGACUCUUGAUAUAAAUGAUACUGAAGUAAGAAGAUAAACUUUAAAAGUUUCUAAUUACCAAGGACGUAGCAUAAAUCAGUUUGGGGGUCCUUUUGUUUUAUUGUUUUUGCAAUAGGAUAUUUCCAGUUAGAAAACUUUUCAUUUCUCUUUUUGAAGUUUAAAGAAGAUUUCCCAAAAGUGAACUUUCCAGCUGCUGUGUUAAGAACACAGAAGGUGUUUAUAGCAUUUACUUCCUCCACAGAUAAGAGGACCUCCCUUAGUUUUCUACAGGGGGUGAGCUGCCAAAGAAGCCUGUGAUAGCAGCUGUUUUUUUUUUUUUCAUAUUUCUUUUUUUCCUCGUGGAUUUUUGAUACUCCACCCCUUCAGACUCAGGUGGGUGUGGGCAUUGGCACUGAGCUGCAGUAGGAUUUUUCCCUGGAUAGUCUGGUCUGGAGCUGGGGUAGCAGCUGCCGCUGUGGAAAGGCCAGCUGGCAAGAUGAUGGAAGAGAUCUCCAUUAUGGUAGCCUAUGAUGCCCAUGUUUUCAGCCAGCUGCACGACGAAGACUUCCUCACUAGUCUCGUGGCCAUCAGCAAGCCCAGAUCGAUGGUACCGACCAAGAAACUGAAGAAAUAUGAGAAAGAAUAUCAGACAAUGCGAGAGAGUCAGCUGCAACAAGAAGACCCGAUGGAUAGAUACAAGAGGGAGAACCGGAGACUACAGGAGGCCAGCAUGAGGCUGGAACAGGAGAAUGAUGACCUCGCCCAUGAACUGGUCACCAGCAAAAUUGCUCUGCGAAACGACUUGGAUCAGGCAGAAGACAAGGCGGAUGUGUUGAAUAAGGAGCUCCUCCUGACCAAACAGAGGCUGGUGGAGGCUGAAGAGGAGAAGAGGAAGCAAGAGGAAGAGACUGCGCAGCUGAAAGAAGUCUUUCGGAAACAGCUGGAGAAGGCAGAAUAUGAAAUAAAGAAGACCACUGCGAUCAUCGCUGAGUAUAAGCAGAUCUGCUCCCAGUUAAGUACCAGACUGGAGAAACAGCAAACAGCCAGCAAGGAGGAGCUGGAAGUGGUAAAGGGUAAGAUGAUGACGUGUAAACACUGCAGUGACAUUUUCAGCAAAGAGGGCACUUUGAAACUAGCGGCCAUCAGCAGAGAGGACCAGGGAAUCGAGCCGGACGAUGAGAAGGACUCCCUGAAGAAGCAGCUGAGGGAGUUGGAGCUGGAAUUGGCGCAGACCAAGCUGCAGCUGGUGGAGGCUAAGUGCAAAAUCCAGGAACUUGAACAUCAGAGAGGAGCCCUUAUGAAUGAAAUCCAAGCUGCAAAAAACUCUUGGUUUAGCAAAACCCUGAACUCUAUCAAAACGGCCACGGGCACCCAGCCGCUGCAGCCACCACAGGCCACCCAGCCACCCAAGGAGAGCACAUAGUUCCAGCCUCGCCCGAGCACAAGAGCACAAUGAUCAAAGUGACAGAAACCCAGGAGGACUCUCCCCAGUGUCCCUUUGAAGGAAAGUAAAGGAGGCCAGAAAGCAAGCCAGAAUCUUUCAGUAGCUCUCUUUCUUGUUUGAUACUUUUCAAAGGGAUGUUACUUAAACUGCCCUGACUUAUGUUGAAUACCUGUUUUCGAGCUUCUUCAUGGGAGGCCACGUUCAGUUCCAUCAUAGUGAUUACACAUUAUUUUAUAUGCCUGAUGUUUAGUUGGAAAUAAGUAAUUCAGAACUAAAUGCCUUUUAUUUAGAACUAAUUAUUCAUAAUUACUUUUAUCUUCCAUAAAAAUGGAGAUGUCUUUUAUUCCAAGGUUGAAGUGAUAAGAUGAUAUUUGUCACAGCAAAUAAAAAAAAAAGAAGAAGAAAGAAAGAAAAAAAGAUUGAAACUGAAAGCUCUUAACUUUUCAGGACUUAUUCACAGAAAGCACACUGUGGGGCCAUUCGUGACGACCAUCAGGUUUCUUCCCGAAAGUGAUUCCCUGGAUAACGAUAAUCCUGUCCAAAGAGUAAACCUGGGAUUGAGCAGUCCCCAAAAGGAAUUAGUUUAUUUUCAUUUUCUGUUGGGUAUAUCUGGAAAUGAAGUGGCAAGAAUCAUAGAAUAAGAUAGACUAUUGACAAUACACGCUAGAUGAAAGGCACUGGGAUUUUGAUAAACGCAGGAGAAGAUAAACCAUUUGGCCCUAGUAUUCUAACGGGUCCUUUUGAGAAACUCUGCAUGGGGAUUGCAUAUUCCUAAGUAUGAACACUUGCAGCAAGCGUGAAGUCAGGAGGGUCUAGUGUGAGCGGCAGCAUUAGGGAACCUUUACCAGACAAGCCUAGAGAAGCCCAGGUUCAGACACUGUGCUUAAAAUGAAAUGGAGAACCAGGGACAGAGUAUUUCAUUUGAUAUUGACAUAUAUUUGCUAAGGAAACACUAAUAUACUGUAGCUUUUUAAAGUUAUGAAAUGGGAAAUACAGGCCAGCUUCACAUGAUCUUAGUUUACUGUUGGGCAACUUUUCCUGAUUUCUGUAUCUCCCUACAAAUGUGCCCUUGGUACCCGAGAGGAAGAGAUGCGAAUGCAUUGGUAACAUUUUUGAUUGAAUACAAAACCUUUAUAGAAAUACUUAUCUCCUGGAAAGGGAAAGCUAGUGUUUAAAAGUUGGUGGAAAUUGUUUUUUCAAUGAUAUUUAACAUGUCUGUGUGGAUCGUCCUUGCAGGAAAUCCUUUGGUAAGGACAAAACCAAUUUUCCCAUCUUCUAAGCUAGUUUGGAGGCCUUCGGUCCUUUGCACCACCCAAACUGCUGCCAGCAUGUACAAUAACAUUUAGUGAUACUCAUCCUUGGCUUCAUUGUUGAACACGUUCUUAGCAAGGACCUUAAACUCUGUAGUGCCACAGGGAUUCUCGUCUGUGCCACAUGUUACAAUUAAGAGUAACACAUUCUUGGAAGUAAAAAUUAAGGAAGAGCCAUCUCGACUCCGGGAGCACGUGCUACAAGUUGCUCGUGGUAGAUCCUUUCCUCCAAAAUGAUCAUUAAACUCUAAAAAGUUAAGUCCCCUUCACUUGUGUUUAUAUCAUCUACAACCCAUUAAACCGAUAUGGAUGUUACCCUUUGUUACACUCAUCAAAUAAUACUUUUUUUACAGAAUUAUUUGUUUGGUCCUGACAUCUUUCAUUAUAAUAUUCAUUUCCUUCUACCAAAAAGAAAAUAAUCCAGCAUUCUUGAGUGUGUGUUGACUAAUAUUCCCUACUCGGUGAUUUAGAAAAGGUAAUCUUUUUGUUGUUGUUGUUUAAAUAUAAUGGCUAGAAAAAUUGCAUCUUGGUACUUGUUUCUGUAAAUCAUUCAGUAUAAUUUUUUAGCUUUGCUGGUACUUUAUGCUUUUAUUCCAGGAAGCCUUGUACAAGUUGCCUUAUGAAAUGGCCAGCUAAAUUAAAGAUGUUCUUUUGUGUUUUGUGACUCUCAUAGUUUUACUGUAAGAGCUCUUUUUAACCUCUAAAAAUCAGCACAUUCCACAGAAUGCCUAAAUUGCAGUAUUUUCCUUACAUCGCAGUUGAGGGACAAAUAGAAUGGCUGUGGGUUCAGUCCUUACCUGUACACCUGGCUCAGUUCCAGAGCCCCUAACAUCUUUUUUUCUUUAAACAAAAUCACCAGGUACCUGCAUUCCAAAUGUGUAAUGUCUUUUGAAUUUUCUCUUAACUCUUUCAAAAGAUUUUAGUGGCCAUCUAUAGAUUUUUUUCUUCUUCUCCAGUUCCAUAUCAUACUUAGGUACGUGUAUUGGUACCAUAAGUCUGAACUGUUCCUUUGUGCAAUGCCUUUGGGUCAGUAGCAAUACUAAAGAUAGAAAAUUCAAAAUUUGGUAUAGGAUAUGAUUAUUCAUUCAAUAUGUUCUCAUAGCACUCUCCCAAACCACAUAUCCUUCCCCACAUACAGUUUGCAAACUUGUGCAUCCCGGUAUUAAGUAACUGCUAGUUUUAAUUUCACUUAUUUUGAAACAUAUUUGAAAAUUGCCACUCUUCUCUUGAAUUUCUUUUAGAUAUCAACUAACCCAAAUAUCUAGGAAAUUUCCAAAUAUUCUAGAGUGGUUUUUUGUCUUUUCCUAGGAUAUGUUGUAGAAAACAUUCCUCCAAAAAAUCCAACAUUUGCAGAAUUCUAAAGAGUGAUGAUUUCUUCGUUCAUUAAAUUCUGCAGAAUAAAUUAAGGGAAUGAAUUUCAAUCUCAUAGUUCAGUUCAUUAGCUUUUGUAUCUCGAGACUCUUAUUUAACACAUUCUUUCAAGCUGAAAGAAACCAGGCUGAAUUUUGCGGUGCACAUGUUUGCUAGCUUCCCACAUCCCAAGCUAUGGCACAAUUUGGUUAUAUUUAGUUACAUAUAAUUUAAUGCAAAGAUAUUCUCAGUUACCUAAUGUCCUGUUUAUGAGUGCUUAUCAGAAACACUAAUAGGAAUGUCAUAUGGGCCUACGACCUCUCUUUCCAUAUAUAACCUCUCUUUCCCUCUCCCAGCUAGUAAGUUAGUAAUUUCUCCACUGGUCGUCUUAAAUUUCCAUAGUAAAGUACAAAAGCAAUCUUUGCACUGAUGUUGGGAUAUUUAAUAAUAAUAGUUAUCUUGUUUCAUAUUUUUUCCAAAAUUUUCAUUCCUUUAUACUAUGUAUUAAUAUUUAUUUUUCUCAAACACCUCCUCCAUUUCCUUAAAAUAUUUAACAGUUAAUAGCUAUGGCUUUAUUUCCCAGAGGAAGUGAGAAAAACAAGAGAAUACACAGUUUAGGGCGUGAGAUGAGAAAUCCUUAAAGGAGUUGAUUUGUUACUGAGGAUGAAGAUCAUGUAUCUAACUAAUGUAAGGGAUCUUGUUUUCUGUAGCUGAAAUCAGCCUAAUUAUCCUGCCAGAGUGGUUGUCUGAUUUCAGGACCUCUUUAAGGGAAAAAUUUAAAAAUAAAUUUAAAAAAUUAAAUACCUGGUCUGUUUUCUCUCUCUGGGAAAGAACACUUUUAAUUACUCAGCAAGAGGAUUCUAUUGUACAACUUCCUCGUUAAAACGAACCACAAAGUCUAAAAUAGCUCUGCUUUUCUUGCUUCAGUUACAAGUAAAUGAGACAAUGGACCAACUCUGUUGUUUAACUUGAACACCGUUAGAUUUGCGUGUGCGCGUGAGUGGUAGGGCUUCACAGGGAGCAUCCCUGCCUUUCUUGUACAGCCAGGUACCGUGCCACUGAAUACAGCCGAGGCCAACCAAAAGUCUAGUGGCCCGUGUCUCCUACUACCAAAUACAGAACUGUCUUUCCCUCUGGUUGCCAUGCUGACGUCACGCUGAGCUGGAACUGUUCUAGAACACCUUUCCUUUCGCAAAGUGACGUCCGUGUAAUACAGGCAAAGCCCUUAAUCUUAGGAAUUCCCCUCUCUCCCAAAAGUUAACCCAAAUGAACACCUCCAUGUGGGCUGUACCUCCACAGCUGAUGACCGUGAGAUGUGAGGAGAAAAGUGGGUGUUUACAAGUAGCUUAGGGACUACAGUGGGCUGUCAGGUGUUCCCUUCCCGGCUUCCAUCUAAAAGACUGCACGGCCAGUGUCUCUCCGAAUGAAUUUGUUGCAUGUUAUAAAGACAUCAUCAACAUGUCCGUUCUCUCCACCUCCGUCCUUGGUCUGUCAUUAGUAGUAUUCUGAAAACUUUAAGAAUAAAGCAUCGUUGAGUAAAAACCAAACAUUUUAAAGUUAUUUUCCUUUUUCAUUGGCAAUGAGUUAAAACAUGUAAAAUCUUUUCCAUUAAAAUGUAACGUUUAAUAACUAUAUUAUAUGUGGAAUAAAGUAUGAGGAAACUCAAUUACAAGUGUAUAAAUGCAUCAGGACCCUGGUGUCAUGCAAGCACAAGAAUAAAGCUGGAGAUGGUCCCAGAAUCCAAGAUGACCCAAUAGCCUUUUGCCUCACUUUCUCCAUUUUUGAUGUUUUGCAUAACGUCUGGAUCCUCAGUUCAAAUGAAGGAAGAACUUUCUCAAUGAGCAUCACUUCCUUUCUUUCAACUCCUACCUUUCCCUUGCUGAGGAGGUAGCAGAAAUUCUGUACCAUUUAUUUUUAUGAGUUCUGUGAUUUUGCCCAUGACUUCUCUGAUGAAAACAGGUUCUAGAAGAAAGGAGUUGAUUGUGCUGACUACAAAAGAAACAUGGAUGAGCAGCCUCUGUGAACACUGACCAAUUCAAUGUUUCCAUAAUUCCAUGUAUUAUGUAUAGUACAUGCUAUCUGUAAAUGUAAUGCUUGUUAAGAAAAGUGCAAUUUAUUGUACAUUGUCCCAAGAAAUGUUUACUUUUUUAACAGUUAUGAACUUGGAUUAGUAUCUUGUUUUCAUGUGUGAAUGAAGCCUUGUGAAAUAAACAAAUUCAACCAAAAGGUGACAAGGUGACUAUUUCUGUGAGUCGGUGAUGUUUUCAGUGGUUUGUGUUGCCCCUUUGGCCCCAUUAAGUAGUAAUAAAUGUUCUGAAGUCCAUAUAUGUCUUUUUGACGUUUCUAGUUGACUUUAUUCUGAAUCCCCUGAACCCACUGUUUACAUAACACUUCUUACCUGACACUAGACUCCAGUCAACUUAGAAAGAAAAACUAUGCCAGGAGUUUGCUCCAGGCUCUACCCUGCAAAUUGGUACCGUGCACGGCAGCACGGCCAAGUGCCCUAUUCUUUCUGUAGAGAUUCCUUGGUUGCAAGUAGCAGACGCUCUCACAGCUAGUUUAAUCAUAAUAAGGCAGUUAAUUAAAAGGACUAGGUAUGGUCAUCUCAUAAAGGCC